Messenger RNA from Bombus terrestris (buff-tailed bumblebee), 661 nucleotides. RefSeq lists its product as uncharacterized. The coding region runs from base 149 to 400 and encodes 83 amino acids. Lineage: Eukaryota; Metazoa; Arthropoda; Insecta; Hymenoptera; Apidae. The transcript has 4 exons. The record is from RefSeq and is a predicted model, not a curated record.
AAAAAGAUGAAGAGGCUCGAUCGGCAGUGCGUUUGUUCGUGUUACGAUCUGCGGUUGGACUUUUUCCCGCAAAACCUUCAAAAUUCACAGCUUAUUCCACAAGUUCGUCAUCUUCUUUAGUUUGUCUUGAAAACCAAACGAAUCCAUCAUGUGCGAUCAUUGCGCAAAAGUUACGAGCCAGAAGGGAUACGCAGGACAAGUGACAUGCAAAUGCGACCACGGUGAGAAGAAGAACGGCGAGGCCAAGGAGAAGGAUUUCGGUGGAUGUUGUUCGAAGAAAGAGAAAAAGACAAUCGGCGGAUGUUGCGGAGCUAAAUGCUGCGCGGGACCGCAGGAGGAAGGAGGGUGUUGUACAUCGCCACCACCGAAGGAGAAAUUAUGCUGUGGCCAAGAAAACUAACCGAGUUUUCUUCCUAAGGAAGCCUUUAAGAAAGAGCUGGCUUCAGAGGGGGAGAGCCAACCGGUAAACAUUAUAAGCGUUAAGCGACGGGCUCGGCGGCCAUAUAGGUACACGGUAAUAGUUCCAAAGGGAAUCAUUGAAUUUACGCGACGAACCAUCGUAAAUUUUUUCCACCCGGAUACACGAAUCGACAGAAAGUACUUCACGUAACAAACUAUAAAUAUACUUUCGCAAUUCGAAAAUGUCGUGUAAGCGAAACCG